UGGGAAACACAAACCCAAACUAACAAGGAAAAGAAAAUAAAAAGAAAAAAACUUAUAUCUUUUUUGUUUUUCCAUUUAUAUAUAUCUGCAUCGGUACACAUUGUUCGUCAGUUAUACGAGAAACUAGGGCUUUAGUUUCUGUUUCUUUACUUUGUUCUUGUUAGGUGGUUUUGGUGCUUGUGUGUUUGAUGGCGAAUCCUUCAUGGACAAACGAAGAGAUGAAUCAUCAUAAUUCCUACUCCGACAACUUGACGACCCCGUCGGAGAGCUCAUGGUUGAAAAGUCGCUCGGGAAUCGCCAUGGAUUGGACCUCUGAAGAAGACGAAUCUCUGGUUCGACUCCUUGAUAGUUAUUCGUCGGAAUCGAGUAGUGUUGUUACACGUUACUCGAAAAUCGCAGCAUGUUUUGAGAAUAAGACCAUCAGGGACGUUGUUGUACGUAGCAGAUGGAUACAUAAGAAAGAAAACGCCAAGAGAAGAAAGGAAGAUCACAAUGGAUUGGGAAGAGCCAGAGUUGACAAUAAGGAGAUUAUUGAUAUGGUGGUGGCUUCACUAGUGUUUCAACCAUCACAAGUGUUUCAACCAUCUCAACAUGGUAAGGUUGACAACAAGCUUCUUAAACAGAAUGAGCAAUGGUUCAAUCAGAUUUGUGCAAAUUUCACAUCCUUAAGCCCCACAGAAAACUUGGACCUUUUCAGCAAAAUUCGGGAGAACAUCAAUAGCCUUCUCAAAAAUUUGAAUGAGAAUGUGUCGGAGACAUGGAAGCAAAUGCCACCAUUGCCGGAGAAGUUGAACGAUGAGCUCUUUUGUGAUCUCUAUAAAGCAAUUGAAAGAUCUAGUCACUAAUGGGAAGAACACAAACAUGACGUUUGUUUCUUAUUUUGUUACAGCAUGCAGAGCAGCAACCUAUA
Molecule: messenger RNA, 910 nt
Organism: Arabidopsis lyrata subsp. lyrata
Lineage: Eukaryota; Viridiplantae; Streptophyta; Magnoliopsida; Brassicales; Brassicaceae
Exons: 7
Coding region: 189-845 (218 amino acids)
Source: RefSeq, a predicted model, not a curated record